This is a messenger RNA of Suncus etruscus (white-toothed pygmy shrew), 1965 nucleotides long. It is a transcript of the gene DUSP8, whose product is annotated as dual specificity phosphatase 8. The record is from RefSeq and is a predicted model, not a curated record. Gene Ontology annotation, molecular function: MAP kinase tyrosine/serine/threonine phosphatase activity; protein tyrosine/threonine phosphatase activity. The transcript is spliced from 7 exons. Gene Ontology annotation, cellular component: cytoplasm. Bases 123 to 1835 code for a protein of 570 amino acids. Lineage: Eukaryota; Metazoa; Chordata; Mammalia; Eulipotyphla; Soricidae. Gene Ontology annotation, biological process: negative regulation of MAPK cascade; protein dephosphorylation.
GGCCGGGCGGGCGCCCUGAGCGCCCAGCGGGUCCCCGUGCGCCCCGGCCGCGGCCAGCCUGAGCGAGGUGCGGACCAUGGCCCGCCGCCCCCACGUCUAGGCCGGGCUGCUCCUGCUGCGCCAUGGCCGGGGACCGGCUGCCUCGGAAGGUGAUGGACGCCAAGAAGCUGGCCAGCCUGCUGCGGGGCGGGCCAGGGCCGCUGGUCAUCGACAGCCGCUCGUUCCUGGAGUACAGCAGCUGGCACGUGCUGCGCUCCGUCAACAUCUGCUGCUCCCGCCUGGUGAAGCGGCGGCUGCAGCAGGGCGCCGUGAACAUCGCCGAGCUGGUGCAGCCGGCCGCGCGCACCCAGGUGGAGGCGGCCGAGGCGCAGGAUGUGGUGGUGUAUGACCAGAGCACCCGCGAUGCCAGCGUGCUGGCCGCAGACAGCUUCCUGAGCAUCCUGCUGAGCCAGCUGGACGGCCGCUUCCGCAGCGUGGCGGUCCUCACAGGGGGCUUCGCCACCUUCUCCUCCUGCUUCCCCGGCCUCUGCGAGGGCAAGCCGGCCGCCCUGCUGCCCAUGAGCCUGUCCCAGCCCUGCCUGCCCGUGCCCAGCGUGGGCCUGACCCGCAUCCUGCCUCACCUCUACCUGGGCUCCCAGAAGGACGUCCUGAACCAGGACCUGAUGGCCCAGAACGGAAUAAGCUACGUCCUCAACGCCAGCAACUCCUGCCCCAAGCCCGACUUCAUCUGCGAGAGCCGCUUCCUGCGCAUCCCCAUCAACGACAACUACUGCGAGAAGCUGCUGCCCUGGCUGGACAAGUCCAUCGAGUUCAUCGACAAAGCCAAGCUGUCCAGCUGCCAGGUCAUCGUGCACUGCCUGGCCGGCAUCUCGCGCUCCGCCACCAUCGCCAUCGCCUACAUCAUGAAGACCAUGGGCAUGUCCUCGGACGACGCCUACAGGUUCGUCAAGGACCGGCGCCCGUCCAUCUCCCCGAACUUCAACUUCCUGGGCCAGCUGCUGGAGUACGAGCGCAGCCUGCAACUGCUCCGGGCGCUGCAGGGCGACGCCGCGCCCAGGCCGGGCAGCCCCGAGCCGGCCCCGGGCCCCGCGGCUCUCCCGCCCCCGCCGCCGCCGCCGCCGCCGCCGCCACCUACCUCAGACAGCCCCGGGGACCGGGAGGGCGCCCCCGGCUCGGGCGCGGGCCUGGGCGCGGAGCCGCCGGGCCCCGCCACCAGCGCGCUGCAGCAGGGCCUCCGGGGCCUGCACCUCUCGGGCGACCGCCUGCAGGACACCAACCGCCUCAAGCGCUCCUUCUCGCUGGACAUCAAGUCGGCCUACACGCCCAGCCGCAGGCCCGACGGCCCGGGCGCCCCGGACCCCGGCGAGGCCCCCAAGCUCUGCAAGCUGGACAGCCCCGACGCGCCCCCGGACGCGCGCCCCCGGCCCCGCCGCCGGCCCCGGGCCCCGACGGCCGGCUCCCCCGGGGUGCCGGGCCCCGGGCUGCCCUCGGCCGACGCGGCCCGCCAGACUCCGCGGCACGGCCUCUCGGCGCUGUCGGGGCUGCCCGGGCCCGGCCAGCCCAGCGGGCCCGGGGGCUGGGCCGCGCCGCCGCUGGACUCCCCGGGCACGCCGUCGCCCGACGCGCCCUGGUGCUGCAGCCCGGAGGGCGCGCAGGGCGCGGGCGGCGGGCGCUGGGCCGAGCCCCGGGACGCGCCGUUGCCGCGGCGCGGCUGCCAGCUGCUGCGGGACCUGGACGCGGGCCUGGGCGAGGGGCGCGCGCGGGGCGACGAGCUGGCGGGCCUGGGCAAGCAGGCCAGCUUCCCGGGCGGCGUGGAGGUCAUCCAGGUGUCCUGACGGCCGCUCCCGCGCCCUGCCCGACGCGUUUGACUCCAGGAGCCGGCGUUUUGCGUUUUUCUUUUUUCUGUCCUUUAAUUUAUUUGAGCUGUUCCUUCUGCGCUGACGGAUGGGCAGCCGUGGGAAGGGG